UCUUGUUCUUCCCUGCAAACAAACUAUCUUAUACUUCCAAUCGAUCUGGGUGUCUAGUUAUUUUUUUUUUUUUAAGUCAUGCGGUACAUUUGCAGGACCUGCUCGCGAAUGGCCGAUCCUGCGGCAGCCAAGGAUCUUUUCGAGCCAUCGAGUUCCUCCGUUUUGCAGCAAAUUGAGACCCUAAUCAAUUUGCAGCUAAAGGAGGACGAGAAGCUGCCCAGGUUUAUGUGCCAGGAGUGCCAGCACGACCUGCAGAUUGCCAUCGACUUUCGCCGGGUUUGCAUCGAGGCCCAGGAGCUCCUCGAACUUCAGUUGCGGCAGGUGGCCAAGGAGGAGGAGGCUUUCGAGGACCUGGCGGAGCAGUGGUUGGACGACUGUCCCGAGGAAUACUCCAACUUGUCGCCGCUGCGACAGAACGAUGAUGGUUCAGUUGAGUCCCUCCACCGUCUGGAGCCACAGGAUGGGGAUUUUGUGGACACAAUGUCGAUGGAUUGCAAGGGUGAAUUUCCACCAGAAGAUAGUCCAAAUGUGGCUCCGGAGUUUCCUACGUAUAGCCAGUUGUGUGAGAAGUUCGACCUGCAACUCUCGCCGGAACCGGAACCUCCGAGUCCCCAAGAAAGUGAAGGCAACGAUAAUCCAGACUCCUCCAUUCACACCUGCAGCAAAUGCGGCCUCGAAUUCGACGUGGACGAACUGACGUUGCACAAGUACCAUCUGCACGAUGUACCUCCAAAUACCAAAUUCGUUUGUGGCCACUGCAACGAGGGCUUCCGAUCGGCAGCCGCCCUUACGAGGCACUGCAAAAUGCUAGAUCUUCCAUUGACACACACGUGCACCAUGUGCCGCCACAAAUCCUACAACAAGAUCCUGCUGGAGAUCCACGAGGAGCGGUGUCAGAAGCCUCCGGCCGAACAUGUGUGCCAUAUAUGCGGCAAGCGGCUGACCACGUCCUUCAACCUGAAGAACCAUCUGGUUCGCCAUACGGGAACUCGACCACACAAGUGUGACCAGUGCGACUCCUCCUUCGCCGUCGCCGCGGAACUCAGUUCGCAUCGGAACCACACAACCGAGCGUCCCUACACCUGUCGCUAUAACUGCGGGAAAACCUUCCGAUUCUGCAGCGCCCGCAGCAUGCACGAAAGAGUUCACAUGGACGCCAGCAAACGUAUCUACAAAUGCGAGUAUUGCCCCAAGUCGUAUGUUACUCCAGGUGACUGCAGGACCCACCAAAAGUAUCACAACUUGUCGCGCGAUCACAGCUGCGACGUAUGCCAUAGUUUCAAGACACUCAAACACUAUAAAUCUCAUGCGAAGUCAAACGCCCACAAGACACUGGAAGCCCGUGCUAAGGCUGCCAAAUCCUAAAUUCCUUCAUUCCGUCACGAAAAGUAUUCCUCGAAUUGAUAUUAUUAUAGUCUGCUGCAUUUUAAUUAUACAUAUAUAUGUAUCUAACUUAUAUAAAUAAAGCUUCCGUUCCAUA
This is a messenger RNA of Drosophila suzukii, 1480 nucleotides long. Its product is annotated as zinc finger protein 664. Lineage: Eukaryota; Metazoa; Arthropoda; Insecta; Diptera; Drosophilidae. The record is from RefSeq and is a predicted model, not a curated record. Gene Ontology annotation, molecular function: zinc ion binding; RNA polymerase II cis-regulatory region sequence-specific DNA binding; DNA-binding transcription factor activity, RNA polymerase II-specific. Gene Ontology annotation, cellular component: nucleus. Gene Ontology annotation, biological process: regulation of DNA-templated transcription.